UACGAGGUAAGUCGUAGGUAGGAUAUUAUAAAUGUUUUCUUAUAAUAAAAAAAAUAUUUUAAAUUAAUCCAAUUACCUUUGUCAUAAAUUUCAUGAACAGUUCUUCUGACCAUCUUUUGCUUUCCGGAUAUCGCACAGCUAUAUUAGUAUUAUAAUACAAAAUACCUUAAAAUCUAUGAAGAAACAUCUGUUACCACUUUGUAUACCUAAUCCGAGUAAAUUAAAUAUGGAAGAUAAAGCUCAAGAGUUUUGGACAAGAUGGAAUUUUCCAUAUUGUAUUGGCACAAUCGACGGUAAACAUAUUCGAAUGAAGUGCCCGAAAAAUAGCGGUUCAUUAUAUUUCAAUUAUAAAGAACAUUUUUCUCUCGUCUUAUUAGCACUGGUAGGUGCGAAUUGUAAAUUUUUAGUCGUUGAUGUUGGAUCCUAUGGCAAAGAAGGAGAUAGUGGCAUAUUCGGAAAAUCAAAAAUGGGACAGCAAAUUUAUUCUGGAAAUUUUAAUUUUCCAGACGACGAAAAACUACCAGGCACUAAUAAUUCUACACCAUUUGUUAUUGUUUGCGAUGAAGCAUUCAGACUUCACAGGCAUAUCAUGAAACCAUAUUCUAGAUCUUCAGCUAGACAAGACAGAGCAUGUGACGAUUUAGUAACUGUCGCAUGUUGUUUGCACAAUAUGCUGAGAGAUGCGUUUUUGGAAAAAGGUAAUAAGAUUUUUUAUGAAUAUGACGAAGGACAAACUACUGCGAUGGGCACUUUAUGUAGUAGAGGUGGCUUUGCGAGUGCAGAUGGUUUUGAUGUGAGGGAAAAAUUUAAACAAUUUUUUAUUCAAGAAGGAAUAGUCUCGUGGCAAAAUCAUCAAAUUUCCAGAACAUCUACCAAUAUUUAAAUUAUACUUGUAAUUUGUUUUUUUUUUAAAUAAAUAAUAAGUUUUAACUGCUGCUAAAUAUAAGUUGAUAUGUAUAAUAUUUAGUAAUGGUAAUAUAAGUGACGGUCUCACGCAAAAAUUCUAACAUUACAAUUAUUUGGUUUUUCUAAAAAUGAUUCAUAAUAAAAAAUAUAUAUCACGG
This is a messenger RNA of Sipha flava (yellow sugarcane aphid), 1064 nucleotides long. RefSeq lists its product as uncharacterized. The record is from RefSeq and is a predicted model, not a curated record. NCBI's taxonomy places the organism in Eukaryota, Metazoa, Arthropoda, Insecta, Hemiptera, Aphididae.